CUAAUUGCAAUCAUCACAAAAUUAAUCAAAUUAGUUAACCAAUAUUUUAAUCGAUUAAUCAUUUCAAGUUUUUCACCUUACAUUCGCAUUAUUAAAAACAAACAGAAAAUCUCCAUUAAUCUCUCUCCAGAUUUUCUCUCUCAUCGUGUUAUCGAAUUCGGCCGAAAUCGAAUCCUCGGAAGAUCUCUAUCUAUAUACGAGGUCCUGUAAGUUGGGAAAACGAGAUUCAAUUCGGGUCGGAGCGGGUUUCGGGUUCGGAGCUUAGGGUUUUGUUAUUCGGAGGGUAGAAAUGGCUCACGCGUCCGGGAGGGGAAGGGUGGUCGGAGACUAUCUGGUGGGUCCGCAAAUCGGGUCGGGUUCGUUCUCGGUGGUUUGGCACGCGAGGCACAGGGUCCAUGGGACCGAGGUGGCGAUCAAGGAGAUUGCGACUGGCCGGCUCAACAAGAAGUUGCAGGAGAGUCUAAUGUCUGAGAUCUUUAUCUUGAAGAAGAUUAACCACCCCAAUAUUAUUACCUUGCACGAUAUUAUAGAGGUUCCUGGGAAGAUCAAUCUGGUAUUGGAGUAUUGCAGAGGUGGUGAUCUUUCGAUGUAUAUUCAACGCCAUGGAAAAGUGCCAGAAGCUAUUGCAAAGCACUUCAUGCAGCAGCUAGUGGCAGGUCUGCAAAUGCUUCGUGACAAUAAUCUUAUACAUCGGGAUCUAAAGCCACAGAAUCUCUUGCUGUCCACCAAUGACAACAAUUCAGUCUUAAAGAUUGCAGAUUUUGGAUUUGCAAGAUCUCUGCAACCUCGAGGCCUUGCUGAAACCUUGUGUGGUUCGCCACUUUACAUGGCCCCAGAGAUAAUGCAACUUCAAAAGUAUGAUGCAAAGGCAGAUCUCUGGAGUGUUGGUGCGAUUUUAUUUCAACUUGUAACUGGGAAAACCCCAUUCACAGGAAACAAUCAAAUACAGUUGCUCCAGAACAUUGUGAAAUCAACAGAGUUGCAGUUCCCCUCAGAUAGCAGCAAUUUAAGUUCAGAGUGCAAGGAUUUGUGUCAAAAAUUGUUACGCCGCAAUCCAGUGGAACGGUUAACAUUCGAAGAGUUUUUUAAUCACCCAUAUCUUUCUCAGAAGUCAGCAUAUAACUCAUCAAGGAGUAGGAAGACUUCAAGAAUGGCAGAAGGAUUUCCUAUGUCUGAAUGCAAUCCAAUGAGGAACAUGGAGGAAAGUUCUCAAGAGGAUUGCCUGCCUUUCCUUUUAGAUGAUGAUUCCAGUGGUCCUGAAGGAAGCCCAUCCUAUUCAAGGAGGAGGCCCUCGAUGAAGUCUACUUAUGGAUUUUCUCUCGAUACAAAAGUUGAUAGACGGGAAGCAUCACCUACCACUUCAUACAGAUAUGGCAGUGCAACACGUAAAGAUAAUUCUAGUCUUAGGUUGGACAACCAUAGACUGUCAGAUAGAAAUCUAACUGACCCCCUAGGAUCUAUGGACCAAAAACCAAUGAAUGCUCGAUCAAGAGUUGUGGAUUCACUGGACUUGAUUGAUCAAGAUUAUGUUCUUGUGUCUGGACCUCCAGUUGAUGUGUCCUCUUCCUCAGUUAGUGCUUCCAAGCCAAGUCCUUCUCUAUACAAAUCUGAGAGUCUCCCUCAAGAAUCUCUAACCACCUCAUCAAGUGCCCCGAUGCAAAUCAUGGGCGCAGCUAAUAGUAACAUGUGUUGCAUAGGAAGCUUGGAUAGUCAGAGUUCUGCUCCAGGGACAUCACUAGGAUCAACGGAUAUGGGGGAUGCUUUGGAGCAGCCAUCAACACACUGCAUGACAAGGCUCAAUUCGUUGCAGCAGUGUGUGUCCGCUAUUACUGAAUUAGUUCAUGAAAAGGUUGAGGCAGGCAAGCAUCUAGAAGCAUUCUCAGUUCAGCUUGUAAUUCUUGCAAUUUGGAAGCAAGCUCUACAUAUAUGUCAUACGCAGGCUGCCUCUGCUAUGGAAGGAAGUCCAAGCCAAGAGACCACAAGAUUUAGGAGCACCAACAAGAAGCAUGGUAGUUCGGAUGCUGAGGAAUGCCUUGAUGUGGUCAACACUCAAGGGCCCGAGGAUAUUUCCUCUCAAAUUGAGAGGGAAUUUCUCCGUGAGGUUGAGCAUGCAGAAGAACUUGCAAAGGCUAUUGAUCCCGGACAUACAGAGAUGCCAGAUGCAAUGGAGACCAUAUUUCAGUCUGCUCUUGUUUUUGGGAGACAUGGGGGCGUUGAUGAGCUCAUGGGUGAUAUGGAAGGUGCAGCGGUGUUUUAUUCAAAGGCUGUGCGUCUCUUGGUCUUUCUUCUAGUGGAAGCACCAUCCCUCAUUCUCAACCCACCGUUCUCUCUGACAAGCUCUGACCGGUAUAGGCUUCAAACUUACAUUGGUAUACUUAAUAAUAGGCAAGGUUAUUCAAGGUCUCAGCGGAUGGCUAUUUUGAAGUGCGAGGAGCAACAGUGCCCACCUUAAGAAGUCAAAAUAGUUGAAGUGUUGAGUUUCUUACUUGCCCCGAUUGACUGUACACUCUGUAAAAUAAUUUGUUUGUACAGCAGCUAUUCUUUGAUUGAGGAUGUGGGUAGGUGGUGGGAACUUUGUAGUUCAUUAGGUAGCUUGUAAUUAUCGCAUUUCUGUCAUUAAAAGAAUGAUGAAAUGUGCAUUCGUUAUUGCGUUAUUACCCUUUUCUGUUUCUGUUCGGAUUUGGUGCGUAUUGCAGCAGUCAAUAAAUUAAAGGCUAAUAUAUGUAUAGUUUGCACGAUUCA
This is a messenger RNA of Prunus persica (peach), 2742 nucleotides long. RefSeq names its product serine/threonine-protein kinase ATG1c. The record is from RefSeq and is a predicted model, not a curated record. Gene Ontology annotation, biological process: autophagy; peptidyl-serine phosphorylation. Lineage: Eukaryota; Viridiplantae; Streptophyta; Magnoliopsida; Rosales; Rosaceae. The coding region runs from base 290 to 2452 and encodes 720 amino acids. Gene Ontology annotation, molecular function: protein serine/threonine kinase activity; ATP binding. The transcript has 13 exons. Gene Ontology annotation, cellular component: cytoplasm.